Molecule: messenger RNA, 858 nt
Organism: Fraxinus pennsylvanica
Lineage: Eukaryota; Viridiplantae; Streptophyta; Magnoliopsida; Lamiales; Oleaceae
Source: the annotation of a GenBank genome assembly
AUGGCGACUGGAUGGAUGAAGUCAUUGAAUUGCAAGUCAAAAGCAUCAGACGACGUUGUUGAGAGCCACCACCUCCACCGCCACAACUCUAAAAUCCACAGCCACCACUACCACCGGUUAACGAGCUCCGCAAGCUGCAUAAACUCUGCCACUAAAGAUACAGUAAACAAAUCCAAAAAACCCGUUUCAAGAAAUCCCGAACCCGGUUCACAUAAACCCGCCAGCAGAACGCGCGCCACCAUUCCCACCCGCCCGUCGCAUGUUACGGAUACGUUUUUCCCUGCCCUUAGUGAACUUCCGGUGGGAUACCCUUCACGUAAUGUGGUGGAGAUAAUCUUUCAUACAAGCUGGAAGCCGAAGAAUUUCGCCGGUGAGAUUGAAACGAUUUUUAAAGUCCAGAAUUUGGCCCGCACUGUGACCCGGUUUGAAGAGUAUAGAGAGAAGGUGAAAUCCAAGGCGAGUUCUGGAAAUGGCGCCGCCGUGGACGGUGGCACUGAUGACCACGCGCGUUGCGUCGCUGAUGGGAAUGAAGUGAUGAGGUUCUACUGCCUGGGGCCUACCAACGGUGGCGCGUAUGAUUCAGGUGGUGGCGCUUGGUCAUUUCACUGCGGCAAAGGGGCGACUAUAUGUACAUUUUCCGGAAGUGGUGAGGCUCAUGAGAGUGUCGGUGGUGGCAGGGGACGGCGGGCCAUGUUAGUUUGCCGAGUUAUAGCUGGUCGGACUGUGAGGCAACUCGGUUUCGACUCGUUGAUGGAAGUGAGAGAUGGGUACGACUCGGUGAGUGGGGAGAAUGGCGAGUUACUGGUGUUUGAUACACGUGCCUUAUUGCCUUGUUUUCUUAUUAUCUACAAUUUGUAA